AUGUAUAUACUUGACUGCAGACCUUGGUCUCCACAGGACUCUUCCUUGCUGGUCAGCAAUGUAUCGGCCAGCUGUGGUGAGGGCCAGGAAAAGAACUUAUUUGGAGCCCUGGGUUAUAGGCCUCAUCACUUUUAUAUCUCUGAUUGUCCUGGCAGUGGGCAUUGGACUCACUGUUCAUUAUGUGAGAUAUAAUCAAAGGAAGACCUACAAUUAUUACAGCACGCUGUCAUUCACAAGUGACAAACUAUAUGAUGAGUUUGGAAGAGAAGCUUCUAAAAAUUUCACAGAAAUGAGCCAGAGAAUUGAAUCAAUGGUGAAAAAUGCAUUUUAUAAAUCUCCAUUAAGGGGAGAGUUUGUCAAGUCUCACGUUAUCAAGUUCAGUGAAGAGGAACACGGAGUGCUGGCUCAUAUGCUGCUGAUUUGUAGAUUUCGCUCUACUGAGGAUCCUGAAAACGUAAAUGAAAUUAUUCAACAUGUUCUACAUGAAAAGCUGAAAAAUGCUAUAGGACCACCUAAAGUAGAUCCUGAGUCAGUUGAAAUUAAAAAAAUCAACAAGACAGAAACAGACAACUAUCUGAACAAUUGCUGUGGGACACGAAGGAGUAAAUCUACAGGACAGAGUCUCAGGAUUGUUGGUGGAACAGAGGUAGAAGAGGGUGAAUGGCCAUGGCAGGCCAGCCUGCAAUGGGAUGGGAUCCACCGCUGUGGAGCAACUUUAAUUAAUGGCACAUGGCUCGUGAGUGCUGCUCACUGCUUUAGAAUGUAUAAAGACCCAGCCAGGUGGACUGCUUCCUUUGGAGUCACAAUAAACCCUCCAAAAAUGAAACAUGGCCUCCGGAGGAUAAUUGUUCACGAAAAAUACAAAUAUCCAUCACAUGACUAUGAUAUCUCACUUGCAGAGCUUUCUAGCCCUGUCCCCUACACAAAUGCAGUACAUAGAAUUUGCCUCCCUGAUGCCUCCUAUGAGUUCCACCCAGGUGAUGAGAUGUUUGUGACAGGAUUUGGAGCACGGCAAAAUGAUGGUGACAGUCAAAAUCACCUUCGGCAAGUGCAAGUGGAGCUCAUAGACACUAAAACCUGCAAUGAACCUCAAGUUUAUAAUGAUGCUAUAACCCCUAGAAUGUUAUGUGCUGGCUCCUUGAGAGGAAAAAGAGAUGCAUGUCAGGGUGACUCUGGAGGACCACUGGUUAGUUCAGAUGCUAGAGAUAUCUGGUACCUUGCUGGAAUAGUGAGCUGGGGAGAUGAAUGCGGGCAACCCAAUAAGCCUGGUGUUUAUACUAGAGUGACUGCCUUCCGGGACUGGAUCACUUCCAAAACUGGUAUCUAAGAGAGAAAAAUCUAAUAGAAUGGAACACAUUUUGUCAUGUGCAUAGGCCAUUCUUAGAGAUGCAGAACUCGGAAGAUUCCUUGCAAAUCACCCGGACCUGACCAAACUCACUGAACUGUCUGCUUGAUGCA
Molecule: messenger RNA, 1458 nt
Organism: Galeopterus variegatus (Sunda flying lemur)
Lineage: Eukaryota; Metazoa; Chordata; Mammalia; Dermoptera; Cynocephalidae
Gene: TMPRSS11E
Product: transmembrane protease, serine 11E
Exons: 10
Coding region: 59-1327 (422 amino acids)
Biological process (GO): proteolysis
Cellular component (GO): plasma membrane; extracellular region
Molecular function (GO): serine-type endopeptidase activity
Source: RefSeq, a predicted model, not a curated record